This is a messenger RNA of Rubroshorea leprosula, 1335 nucleotides long. The record is from the annotation of a GenBank genome assembly. NCBI's taxonomy places the organism in Eukaryota, Viridiplantae, Streptophyta, Magnoliopsida, Malvales, Dipterocarpaceae.
ACCAUUUCUCUUCAUCUCUCUCCUCACCAGCUGCAUGCCAAACCUCUGCAACUCCCAAACUACCCAUCAAAUGUCCUCUUUGGGCUGCCUCCUUCUCCUAUUUUCACCUCUGCAUCUUCUCUCCACUCUUUCUUCUUGAACAACUGCUCAAAGUAGUUAGAAGGCCUUCUGUUCCCUCAUUUUCUCUUGACCCCUUUAGAACCAGCACCGCCUGGUUCCUUUUCAAUAAUCAGGACCUAAAAGGGUCGUCUUCUGUUGCUCAAGAUUGUUUCUUUUGGCCUGAACUGGGAUGCCCAUUUCAUUUUCUCAAUGAUUCUCUUAGUUAACUCGGUCAAAGCCAUUUCUCGGUGCCUUGUGGUGCUUUCAAACUUGGACCUUGGGUUUCUAAGCUUUGUCUCUGAUCUGCUCUCAGAUCUUCGAGUCUCAGCUUUUAGUGAGUUCUGGUCUGUUUUUUCUCAUUCUCCACUGCUGUUUGGUAGAGUUCUUUGAAAGUUCAUGGUUCCUCCUUUAGUUUUUCAGCUUGGGGUUAGUGUUGACAAUUUUUUCCCUUGAUUACAUGUUAAAAGAUCGUAUAUUGUUGCAAAAGGGAGUCGAUCUCCGUAGUACCGUAGCCAGUUGGAUGUAGUUUAUUGCGGCACUUGCAACUUAUUUGGUGCUUCUAUUUCUGUGUAAUUUCUGAUAUUUAGAAAGUCAAACAAUAGAUUUUUCUGAGUUCUCUUUCCUUCUGAGUUAUUUCUCUUUGGGCGGAGAACUCAGGGAUCUUAGGUUUAAUCUCUUAUAUAUAGGGCAAUAACUUAUUGCAGUAUUUAAGGGUCUUUUUGUGUGUGUGUGUGUGUGUGUGUGUAUGGAUAUAUCAUGUCGGUAGCAUUUUGGGGCAACAAAGUUAAUAGUGUUGCCAAUUAAUUUGGGCAUAUUAGCUAUGUGAAUAAGUUUUGAAGUUGGUUCUGCUGCUUUGUUAAACCACCUCUUGGUGCUUUACGUCAAAAUGUCUGGAAAUGGUCACUGUUUUGUGGAAUGGAAGGAGGAAUUUGUUUCACAGGAACGUGGCAACCGAGUGGUACACUAUUUCUUGAAGGAUUCUGCUGGGGAAUCCAUCCUUGCAGUUGUUGGCACUGAGAGGAGUGUGAGGCACAUGUUCUAUGUUGUUGCCGAGGAGUUCGUGAAGUUGUAUGGUCCUGAGCAUUCAAUUAAUGUUGGCUUCAAAUGGAGGUCAAGAAGAGAGGUUGUGGAUUGGCUCACGUCUAUGCUUUCAAAGCAGCAUCUACAAGCAGAUCAGUCAAGUAUGUAUCAUCUAUCAUUGCCCUUUAGUAUGAUUACCCCCUUUUGUUAUCAUAG